Molecule: messenger RNA, 3316 nt
Organism: Thermothielavioides terrestris NRRL 8126
Lineage: Eukaryota; Fungi; Ascomycota; Sordariomycetes; Sordariales; Chaetomiaceae
Exons: 5
Coding region: 80-3142 (1020 amino acids)
Biological process (GO): GPI anchor biosynthetic process
Cellular component (GO): endoplasmic reticulum membrane
Molecular function (GO): mannose-ethanolamine phosphotransferase activity
Source: RefSeq, a predicted model, not a curated record
GUCCAAACUGCCAUCCUAACCGGCCCUCCGAACGCGACGCCGCCGCAAUACCUUGCGCAGCACUGCGCAAUCCGGCAUCAUGGCCUCCUUCCCGCGAUUCCGGUUCUUGGCCAUUGCCGUGGUCUUUCACUUGGUGUACAUAUAUUCCAUCUUUGACAUUUACUUCGUUAGCCCCAUUGUCUCGGGCAUGCGCCUGUUCCAAGUAGAGCGGCCAGAGUCCAGCCCAGCACCUGCGGAUCGCCUGGUCCUCUUUGUAGGAGAUGGACUGCGCGCCGACAAAGCGUUCCAAUCGCACCCUGAGCCUUACCCCAAAUCCGACGACGAUCUCAUUCCCCGGCCUCUGGCCCCGUUUCUGCGGUCGAAGGUGCUAGAGCAUGGGACCUUCGGCGUAUCCCAUACGCGCGUGCCUACCGAGUCGCGGCCCGGUCAUGUGGCUCUCAUUGCCGGUCUCUACGAGGAUGUCUCGGCGGUAACCACGGGUUGGAAGCUGAACCCUGUCAACUUUGACAGUCUCUUCAACCGCAGCCGGCACACAUGGAGCUGGGGCAGCCCCGAUAUCCUGCCCAUGUUCCAGCACGGCGCUGUCCCGGGCCGGGUGGACGCCUUUACCUACGGAGCCGAGCUGGAGGAUUUUUCAGCUGAUGCCCUUGUGCUGGAUCUCUGGGUGUUCGACCAUGUCAAGGACUUCUUUGCCGAAGCGCGGACGAAUAGUACGCUCAAUGAUGCGCUGAGGCAGAAUAAGAUUGUCUUCUUCCUUCAUUUAUUAGGUUUGGACACCACCGGGCAUUCCUAUCGGCCGUAUUCGAAGGAGUACCUGCACAACCUCAAGGUGGUCGAUCAGGGCGUUGAGGAAAUCGUGGGACUGAUUGAGGACUUCUACGGCGAUGAUCGGACCGCCUUUGUUUUCACUGCCGACCACGGGAUGAGUGAUUGGGGUAGCCACGGGGACGGUCACCCAAAUAACACGCGGACGCCCCUCAUCGUCUGGGGCUCCGGGGUCGCCAAGCCCCAGAUCUACCCGGGAGAGGUUGCGCCAGGACAUGACGAGUUCUCCUCAGACUGGAACCUGGACCACGUUCGGAGACACGACGUCGCACAGGCCGAUGUAGCCGCUCUCAUGGCCUACCUCAUCGGCACCGAGUUCCCAGCGAACUCGGUCGGAGAACUGCCCUUGUCCUACUUGACCGCCGAUCUCAAGGAAAAAGCCGAGGCUUCGCUCGUCAAUGCGCGCGGAAUCCUCGAGCAGUACCGCGUCAAGGAGGAAAAGAAGAAGAUGACGGAGCUGAGGUUCAAGCCGUAUAAGCCCUUGAGCGACAAAGGCCUGGAGCCCGACAGCCGCCUGGCACACAUCCGGCAGCUCAUUGAGACCGGCAGCUACGAGGAAGCAAUCGAGGAGUCGGCCGCGCUCAUGAAGGUCGGCCUGGGCGGUCUCAGGUACUUGCAGACGUAUGACUGGCUGUUCUUGAGGGCCCUCGUUACGGUAGGAUACCUGGGAUGGGUGGCUUAUUCGCUUACCGUUGUCAUCGACGUCCAUGUCUUGCACGGACGCUUGCAGCCCUCGAGGACACUAUUCGGCACCCUUGUCUCGUCUUCCGUUCUGACUGCUCUCUACGCAUCCUUUGUCAUCUCGAAGUCGCCCCUAACAUACUACGCAUAUGCCUUGUUCCCCGUCUUUUUCUGGGAGGAGGUGUACGCACGACGGGAGAGCCUGUUGGAGGGUCGCAAGGAACUAUUUGGUCACGUCAAGUCAGCAGCAAGCCUGGCCUCGCUACUCUUCAAUUGCGCCGUUUAUGUCGGGGUUAUCGAGUCUCUGGCGCUGGGCUACAUCCACCGCGAGAUCCUGACCGUCCUGUUCAUCAUUGGCGCCUUUUGGCCUCUAGCCUACGGCUUCUCGUUCUUGCACAAGCAUGCCGCGCUAUCUGUGACAUGGUUCCUCUCGUGCAUUGCCAUGAGCACCUUCACAUUGCUUCCAGCCAUGAAAACUGAGAAUGUUAACUUAAUCAUGGUCGGAGGCGCAUUGAUGGUCAUCGCCGGCGUCCUCUACUUGGUCUUCGAGGACUUUGUCCUCGCAGACUUCACUUGGUCAGAGAAGCCCUCCUCUGAAAAGAACCACGUUUCGAGGACGCUCGUGGGUAUCCAGAUUGGCCUUACCUUGCUCUCCAUGGUUGUCACCCGGUCUAGCGCCCUGUCGCUACAGGCAAAACAAGGACUUCCUCGCGGCAACCAAAUCACGGGCUGGAUCGUUCUCGUCGCGUCCCUCCUCAUGCCACUCGCAUACCGUUUGCAACCAAACAACCACUACAUGCACAGGAUUCUGGUCAUCUUCCUCACCUGCGCUCCGACCUUUGUCAUCCUGACCAUCUCCUACGAGGGGCUGUUUUACAUCGCGUUUUCGGCAAUCCUGGUCAGCUGGGUCCGCUUGGAGCACGCUGUAUUCAAGUUCUCUUCGCCUGCUAGAUCCCCCUCCACCCCUUCCGCCAACGCCGCCGUGCGAGCAGGAGCAACGGCGAUGACAAACGGCUCAACUACUGGUCCCGCGCAAAAGCCCCCUCUCGAAAACGAACCAACGCUCGGGUCCCCCUUCCGCCCGCUCACCCUGCACGACGCCCGCGUCGCGCUCUUCUUCUUUGUCCUCCUGCAGGCGGCCUUCUUCAGCACGGGCAACGUCGCGUCGGUCUCGGCCUUCAGCCUCGAGAGCGUGAACCGGCUGCUCCCCGUCUUCGACCCCUUCUCGCAGGGCGCCAUGCUCAUCCUCAAGCUGCUGAUCCCCUUCGCGCUCAUCUCGGCCAACCUGGGCAUCCUGAACAAGCGCCUCGGCGUCGCGCCCUCGGCGCUGUUCAUGGUCGUCAUGGCCAUCAGCGACAUCCUCACGCUGUACUUCUUCUGGGUGGUCAAGGAUGAGGGGUCGUGGCUCGAGAUCGGGUCGACGAUCAGUCACUUCGUCAUCGCGAGCCUUCUGUGUGUGUUCGUGGCGGCGCUCGAGGGCGUCAGCGCCAUGUUCAUUGCUGGGGUUGAGGUCGGGGAUGACGUAGCAAAGGUGGCUGAAAACGGGGCGGCGGCGGAGGUGCUGCUGGAGAGGACGAACGAGGCUGUGGAGCAGCUGCCGGCUGUUGGAAGUAAUGAUGAUGCCGUUGGGAAGUAAUGUUGCGUGUGUAUCUGGAUGGGCUGUGACGUGGGAAGUACCAUAGAGAAUAGACGGAGAUCAGACGUUUGGUGUGAAUGGUUCGGGUCUCCCUUCUUCAGAAGCUUAACGGAAUCCCGGCCUGGUCCUCCGUGAUGCGGUGUAUGUUCAUGUCUUUUUCAUGGUAUGUAUGAG